Episyrphus balteatus (marmalade hoverfly) is the source of this 1964-nucleotide messenger RNA. RefSeq names its product protein IWS1 homolog. NCBI's taxonomy places the organism in Eukaryota, Metazoa, Arthropoda, Insecta, Diptera, Syrphidae. The transcript has 6 exons. The record is from RefSeq and is a predicted model, not a curated record. The coding region runs from base 95 to 1849 and encodes 584 amino acids.
AAAUUAAAAAAAAAGUUCUCCUUUUCCAUUUUACCUCAUCAAUUUGUUAUUAAAUUUUUAUUUAUUUAAAUUAUAAAUAAAUAUAAUUAUAAUCAUGAGUUCUUCAAAAUCAAAGAAAAAAUCCAAAUCAACAAAAAUUCCCGAACCAAUUAAAAUCAAAAAAGAAGAUGACCAUCUCAUCUGUCCCAUGGAACAUUAUGUCGAUGAUAGAGUUGAAUUAAUUCGGCAAAUAUUCUCAUCGUUGAAACCAAAAACAAUUACAAAUCUUGCUCCAGAAUUUUUAAAAAAAAGCAAAUUGGAAGAUAUCCAAGAACAAUGUCUAAAUGAAAUUCUUGGCAUUUCAAAGAAACGUCUCCUUUCAAUUAUAAAUUCAACUAAAUGUCCAACAGACUCGGAGACUUCGAGUGAAGAUGAUGUCAAUGCUGUCACUGAACACAUUUCUCUGGAAGAGAUUUCUUCCGACAGCGAUGUCGCCGAUUCUAAAGUUCCCAAAACUGCAGGCAAAAAGAAGAAGCAGGUGAAAAAUGAAACCGAUAAUAAUAAACAAUUCAGCGUGUUGGAACUUUUGGAAUUACAAGCCAGAGCUCGUGCUAUUCGCUCUCAACUAGCACUAGAGCCUGUAACCAAAAUAGAAGUCAAUACGGAUUCUGAAGAAGAUGGUCCACCCAAACAAAAACCACCACCUCAAGCUCAACCAGUUGCACGUAAAAAGUCCAGUAAGACAACAAAUGGUGCAUCAGCACCUAAAAAACCAACAACUUCAACACUUACAGUUAUAAUACCCAAUGGUGACCCUGUUCCCUCAAAACGUAUCAAACUAAAACGAAACUUCCGAAAGCAAACUUGUGAGGAAGAUGAAAACAAACCAGAUGAAAGCGGUAACAAAUCACCCGAGAAAAUUGUACCCAAGAAAGAAGCUCGUUCCCCGUCUCCAGAUGUGAUCCCGAUUGUUUCUGUUCCAGAAACACUUUGUAUCAGUGAUUCGGAUGAGGAAAAGAAAACUAAUAACAAAGUUGCUAAAAAUGAUGUUGAAGUUUCUGAGGCUCCCGCUAAGAGUUCUCAACAAUUGGAAAUCUUAAGCGUUGUAAAUAUCGAACCCACUCCAAAGAAACCGGAGAGUACAUCAGAAGCUGCAGAUGAAUCUUCCAAACAAAAUGUCUCACCACGUCAAAUCGAUCCACCAGAAAGUGAAGAAGAAGGUGAAAUUGUAGAAGAUGAAGAAGAAUCAAACAAGAAGAAUACCGCAGCCACAGAUGAUCUGCCAAAAGUUGACAAAAAUGACGAUGAUUCUAAUGAACAAGUUGAACAAAAAGAAACUAAACCUGUGGCAGCUGCAGAGAAGAUGGAGACUGAAAAUACAGAGGAGAAAUCAGUUCCCCAAACAAGUUCACAAAAGCCACAAAAAGUGGAAAUUUCAGAGAGUGAAGAUGAUGACAAUGACGAUGUAAUUUCUUUGGAAGGAGGAGAUCUUGUCGAUGAAAUGAAAGAGCACAUGGAAGACGAUGUGUUAGAAAUAACACAACAAGAAGAUAUCAUAUGUUUAGAUGAUUCAAGUGAAGAAGAGGAAGCUAAAUCAAAAAAGAAAACUGAAUCUUGGAACGACCGCUGGCUAAACAGCAGAAGGGUCAGCAAAGUGUUGGCAGCAUCACGACUUGGCAACAAAGUGAGAAAUAAAAUCAAAGAAAACAAAAAAGUGAAGAAAAUGGAAGAAGCGGCAGCAGCAGCAGCAGCUUUGGAAAAAGAACAAGAAAAACCCCAACAAGUGGUUUUUAUCUCUAAACAUGAAAUGGGUUCUGUGGAGCAAUAUAAAGAGAUAUUAGAAAACUUACCGAAAAAAUCUACAGACUGAACAUUUAUCCAUACUAAAUUGUAAUCAAUUGUUUAAUAGCGGAAUUACAGGGUCGAAUUAAGACCCAAAUUGCAUUGCAGUCAAAUAAAAUUAAUUUUAUUAUUUUUAAGGUGCA